Messenger RNA from Didymodactylos carnosus, 798 nucleotides. Lineage: Eukaryota; Metazoa; Rotifera; Eurotatoria; Philodinida; Philodinidae. The record is from the annotation of a GenBank genome assembly.
AUGCGUGAUAUUCAAACUAUGAAAUGUUUGUACGAAAUUCCAGUUAUACAGUCAUCAACUGAACAAUUUCAAAAUGUUUAUACAAAAGCAAAAGCCUCAAGUAGAUUAAUUCGUUUGGCUGAUUGGAUUGCUUUAAAGUCAUUGUCAAUUGCGGUCACUGUUGCUACUCCUUUAAAUCGACCGGUCAAAGUACUUGAUGAUUUUGUUGCACGUCAAAUCAAACAAAUUGAAACAAGAUAUCCAAUUAUAAAUACGCCUACACAACAGGUUGUUGAUAAAUUCAAUGAGAAAACAGAACCUGUUCGUCAAGUUGUCAAUCGGCUUAAAGAAGCAGUUACAACUCUGUUUAAUGUUCAAUUAUAUAUGGGUGGUAAGUCAACAAAGGUUAAUGAUGAUGAUCGUUCACAACGAGAAGUACAAACAAAGUCUAAAACAAAAUUUGUAAGUUCAACUGAGACAAACGGAACUGAUUAUCAAAGUCUUCGUGUUACGGUAACGACAAAAAAUCAAGCGACACCAGAUGUUCAACGUCUUCAUUCAAAAGUUCAAUCAUCCAAUAGUGAACUGAUAUAUCCACAAAUUGAUCAAUCAAUAAUAGAACCAGAAGAAGUUGCUCCUCAUCAUCAUCAACAAUUUGAUACCCCUAAAUCAUAUGAUGUUCGAAUGUUACAUUCCAAUCUUCAAGCAGCUGAACAACGUGAAAUAUGGCAGAAUUUUCGAAAACAGGAUGAUGAGACAGAAGAACAACAAGACACAACAGGACCUCAUUAUCCACAAUUAAAUAUUGAUUCAUUAUAA